Molecule: messenger RNA, 1674 nt
Organism: Pieris macdunnoughi
Lineage: Eukaryota; Metazoa; Arthropoda; Insecta; Lepidoptera; Pieridae
Source: the annotation of a GenBank genome assembly
AUGGCUGAAACUAUAGAGAAACCUAAUGCAGAGGAGGACGGCAACAAGGACGAGGUGUCUUUGGACAAGUUGCUGAUAGAAGAAGUUGGGCAACUUGGAAGAUACCAAUGGCGCAUACUAGCUCUUACUGUAGUUACUGUAAUAUUUGCUGCGUGGGCGGCAGUUGAAUAUAUAUUUACCACAGGAAGGAUUCCUACAAGAUGCCUAAUUCCAGAAUGUGACGUUCCGGAGUCUAUAGAGUUUCGACCUUCGUGGCUUUUAAACGCAGUGCCUGAGAGUGGCAGCUCUUUUGACAACUGUCGCAGGUUCAGCCCUGCCAACGCAACACUCCACACAGACACAUGUCCCGCAAGCCUCUUUAACAGAGACAAUGUGGUCGACUGCAAAGAGUUUCUCUAUGAGAAUACCGAUACUGUCGUAUAUGAUUAUGAUCUGGCUUGCGACGAAUGGCGUCGGACCCUCAUAGGAUCUGUCAGAACCUUUGGAACCCUCACUGCCCUACCCAUCACUGGGUUCAUAUCGGACAGGUGGGGCAGACGUACUGCCCUCAGCAUUAAUGCCAUAAACACUGCUUGGAUUGGUGUCUUGCGUUACUUUGCAGAUACGUAUGUUGGUUUCCUCAUUUCGCAAGUGGCCGAAGCUACUUUUGGCUCUGGAUCUUUCUCUUGCGCUUAUAUUUUAUUGAUGGAAGUAGUUGGUCCUAAGUAUCGCGUGGCAGCAGGAGCUACGAUGAACACAUGCUUCUCCAUAGGUCAAAUUACUAUGGGAUUAAUUGCCUGGGCUGUGCCCGAUUGGAGGAAGCUUACACUCAUUCUUUAUAUCCCUCAGUUCAUAACAAUAAUUUACUACUGGGUGAUGUUCGAAUCUAUUAGAUGGUACAUGAGCAAGGGACGGUAUGAAGAUGCAGAAAAAACACUUAAAAGGGUAGCGCAAAUUAACGGAAAUCAACUGUCUGAUGACUCUAUCCAAUCUCUUAAAUUGUCCGCCGAGAAAGAGAAAAUCCAAGCGCUUGUAGACAAAGAAGCUAAGAAGGAAGAACCGUGGCUGAUCGUAAUUUUAUUCCGCUACAAACGUGUAUUGUUGCGUGUUUGCGUUUCGCCAGUUUGGUGGAUUACCACGACGUUUAUUUAUUACGGCAUGUCCAUCAAUUCAACAAAUAUGUCUGGAAAUCGAUACGUAAAUUAUAUUGCGGUGGCUGCCGUUGAAAUCCCUGGGUACUGGACUGCUUUUCUCCUUAUGAGUAUAGUAGGAAGACGACCAGUGUUAGCAGGAGCGUUUUGGGUCUGUGCCGUGUGUCAGAUCGCGUAUAUUUUUAUACCUUCUGAAGUGUACAGUGUGUCGCUCGCCGUAUACCUGGUAGCCAAGUUCAGUAUUGCGAUGGUUAUGACCUCAGUAUACGUCUAUACUACUGAAUUGUAUCCCACAAAAUACAGACAUACACUGUUCGCAUUCUCAUCAAUGAUGGGCAGGAUUGGAUCUAUCGUAGCACCACUUACACCAGCUUUUGGGGCAGCUGUGUGGGAAGAAUUUCCCUUUGUUCUGUUUGCAUGUUUUGCUUUAUUGUCGGGAGCGUUAGUGCUAAUCACUCCAGAGACUUUGGGUUCAAAGCUUCCUGACUCCAUGGAAGACGCUUUUAAUAUCGGUCUGAAAAAAGAUGAUCCAAACCGUAGAUAG